CACCAUGGUUACAGAGGCAGCGUUCAGUUGGUUGCAGCGUGGGGGCGUGGUGUAUCAUGGGAAAAGAAGUUGUUAGCAAACCAGUUCCAGCGUUGGUUAAAGAGAAGAGCACAACAGCUCGACCUUUCUUCAAAUAAACGCACAAAGACAUCGGCUAGUAAUGUCUGGAGGGAGGAUGCCGGACUGUCCUGCCUCUGCGUCCAAGGGCUUCAGCUCGACCCCUGUCAAAGCGAGCCAAGGGAAAGACCUGCACACAUCCAAGGGCUUGGACGACGGCGUCCUAUCUGACGACGAAGAUACAUUCUCUCUGCUUUCUCCCAUCUAUCAUGAUAGUUUUGACAGUGAUGAAGACCUGGAGCUCAGUCCAGCUCAGCAGACUUCACCCAGGCAGAGCGACACCUCCAGACUCAGCGUUUCACCAGACAGAUGUGAGCUACCAAGAACACCUUCAGUGCAGAUGUUUAAUGCAGCUGUGGAGCCUGCAGGCUCACCUACUCUCAGUGCAUGGGAACUGUGGCUGGUGAACAAAGCCAAAGAAGACCGUUUCAAAUUGGAAAAACAAGCAGAGGAGGAGCGGUUACGGAAGGAAAAAAAAGAACAACAAGAAAGGAAGCUGGAACAGAAAAAGAUCGCCAUCGAAGAAAAGAUCCAAGAAUGGCUAAAAGUGAAAAGAGAACAGGAGAAGCAAGAGCAACUUCUGAAACUGAGUAAAGAGGAGGAGGAGAUGCAGAGGCUGCGGGAGAAACGGAGGGUGACUGAACAGAGAGCUCAACAAAAGUACAAAGACUGGCUACAGAAGAAGAACCAAGAAAAAAUAGAAAUGGAAAAGAAGGAGAAAGAGGAAGCUGCCCUGAAGAAGGAGCAGGAGAAAGAGCGCCACAAGAGGGCACAGGAGAAGUUUAAGGACUGGCUGGCAAAUGCCAAUGAAAAAAGCAGAGCGAGUCCCAAAUCACCUUGCUACCCAACAAGUCCCUACGACAAUUCCUACCCAUCACCCAGCUUCUGCAAUCCAGUCCCAUGGAAGCCGAUUCACGUCCCUCCUCCAGAAACGCCACUGAAUAAGACAGCUGGCAAGAAAUCUCAGAAACAAAGGAAAUGCCAACAAAGCCCCAGCACCGCGUUUAGACUGAGAAACUCACAGUUGCUGCAGAGGAGAUGACACAGCAGACCGACGUCUGUGACUGACACGGUAGCUUAGUAACGGCUCUAAUAUGAUUUCAUCACCACUCAUCCACUCCACCACAGAUCCUGAACUGAGACUCUACUGAAUCACAUAAGUAUUUCUGUUCACUAUUAUGGAUGUGGUAAUUAAGCUACCAUAUCUUUAUUUUGGUUUGUUAUACUAUUGUACACUGGAGCGAUUUUUGUAAUAAUGCACAAGCACAAAUUAGUUUGUACGUAAGGAUGUCUGAUGUUUGGGAAUUGUACAUGAUUUUACAAAGAUGUUUAUAAUUUAUCCUGAUGCUUAUGUCAGCUUUCAUACCAUAAUAAUGUCUAGCAUAAAUGUUGUCAAAGCUAGACAUUUAAAAAAACUGGGCCCAAUCCCAAUAUCCUCACUCAGACUCACAGAGUUUGAGGAGCGUUCCCCCAAAGUCCGUGAGGGUUAAGGGCUGUCCCACUGUCAAAUCGUCAGUUGCAUGAGGGCUCUCACGCAGACAUUUUGAGCCCUUUAUGAACACUUUCCGUAAGUCUGCAUUUCUGCAGACUUUGUCUGAGAGAAUUACCCACAAUUCUUAGCUUUGUGACAUUUAAACACAGGGUUACCAGGGGAAGCCCGGAGGCGUUAAAAAAGGGUGAAAAAGAGGACGGCACACAGGUGUUCAACAUGGCACAAUAAAUUAGCCUACACAAAAAUAGUAACAUUUAGGAUUUAAGUUGGUACAUAAAAAACACAUGAAAUCAGAGGAAUGAAAGCAGUAGACUAUCAUCAUAUCAUCAUUACACACCUGGUUUAUUGAUCAACCAUUUUUAAAAUUUUGACUUUGGCAAAAACAAGUAAAUUGAAUAUUUGACAAUUAGGCUACCUCUCGUCUCGUAAGGCAAGAGCCUGGAAGACGUUCAAAUUUGGCUUUAAAAAACGUAAAAUAAAAACCCAUCAUUGCCAUCGUCAAGGUAACAUAUGUCACAAACUGCUGUCCCAUUCAUAUUUCUACCAUUUCAAGCUCUCACACUCAACCAUUCACCAGGUGACAUCAGUCAAGUCCCUGAAGGUUCAGGGUUUAAGGCCUUAGGGGGGACAUUGGGAUUGGACCCUGGAGAUUAUUUAUGUUUUAUCCUGUAAAUUUAAUCAAUUUUCUAUUUGGAUAAAAGGGACAUUAUCAAAG
Messenger RNA from Sebastes umbrosus (honeycomb rockfish), 2324 nucleotides. RefSeq lists its product as uncharacterized. The transcript is spliced from 7 exons. NCBI's taxonomy places the organism in Eukaryota, Metazoa, Chordata, Actinopteri, Perciformes, Sebastidae. The record is from RefSeq and is a predicted model, not a curated record. Bases 161 to 1159 code for a protein of 332 amino acids.